This is a messenger RNA of Insectozyma verbasci, 1857 nucleotides long. The record is from the annotation of a GenBank genome assembly. Lineage: Eukaryota; Fungi; Ascomycota; Pichiomycetes; Serinales; Debaryomycetaceae.
AUGAUACAGCUAUCGUCAUCUUCAUUACCUAAAUCAUCAUUUAUUAAAUCAUCUUCCUCUUCAGCAACAAAUACUACUACAAAUAUAUCAAAUUCAUCAUCACAAAUAACAUUAAAACAACAAAUCAAAAAACCAACAUCAUCUUCAUCUAUUAAAUCUGAUUUACUUAAAAAUGGUUGUAGUGAAGAGCAAGAUGAAACGAUAAUAAAAUUACCUUUAUUAACAUCUCAAAAUUUGAAUAAAACUCAAGAAAUGGAUCAAUCAACUUCAAAUGAAGUCAAUAAUCGUAUGCCAUCAACUCCUACAUCAUUUAAAGGAUCUAAUACAGAUUAUACUAAUGAAACGACUCCUUCAUCUAUAGAUGAUAAUAAUCAAGUUGCACAAAGUUUGAAGUUACCAAAUGAUAAUGAACUUACCACGGCCAAAUUAUCAUUAGAUAUAGAUCCAUUAAAUACCACCAAUUCAACUAUUCAUCAAGAUAUACCCAAAAAUACAAGAAGACAUACAUCACCAGUUUUAAAAAAAUUAGAUAAAACAAUUUCCUUAUCAAGACAUUCAAUCCAAAUUGAGAAACCAACAGCAAGAUCAACAUACCCACAAUUUUCACAAGACGUUCCCGUUUCAAAUGAAAUACAACUAUUGAGAGACAGUUUUGUUCAAAAACGAAAUAUUAGAAAAUUUUAUGAAGAUGAAACUGUAUUGGGUUCAAAAGUAACUGAGGGUCAUGAUAAUUUUGUAAUGGCUUACAAUAUGUUAACUGGAAUUAGAGUUGCAGUAUCACGAUGCUCAGGAGUUAUGAAAAAAUUACAAGAUUCAGAUUUUCAUUCAUAUAAGAAAUUAACUUUUAAUACUGAUGGUUCUGAAUUAACACCAAGCUCAAAAUAUGACUUCAAAUUCAAGGACUAUUGCCCUGAGGUGUUUAGAGAGCUCAGGGUAAUAUUUGGAAUAGAUCCAGCAGAUUAUUUAAUAUCAAUAACUGGUAAAUAUAUUUUAAGUCAAUUAAAUAGUCCUGGGAAAAGUGGUAGUUUUUUUUAUUAUUCCAGAGAUUAUAGAUUUAUUAUUAAAACAAUCAAAAGGUCAGAGAAGAAUGUAUUAUUACGAAUUUUGAAAGAUUAUCAUAGUUAUAUAAAAACUCAUCCCAAUACACUUAUUAGUCAAUUUUUUGGACUUCAUAGAGUUAAAAUGAGAGGUCGUAAGGUUCAUUUUGUGGUCAUGAAUAAUUUAUUUCCACCACAUUAUGAAAUUCACGAAAAAUUUGAUUUAAAAGGUAGUUUAUGGGGCCGUCUCACAACUAAUGGUUCAACUUUGAAGGACCUUAAUUAUUUACAACAAAAUAAAAAAAUCAAGUUUGGUCCUGAAAAGAAACGAUUAUUUUUCCAACAAAUUGAAUCGGAUGUAAAUUUAUUAAAAAAAUGUAAUGUUAUGGAUUAUUCAUUACUUUUAGGUAUUCAUGAUGUAACAAAAGGAAAUACAGGAGAUAUAAAUCAAAAAUUAUCAGUUUUUGAACCAAAAUCAUCAGAUAAAGCAGCAAUUAUAAAUACAAAUCCAAGAGAUUUAAAUAGAACUGAAGAUUUACCAAAUGAUGUAUUUCCAGGACGGUCAAAAUAUGUAUUUUAUGGUCAUAAUGGAGGAAUUAGAGCUACAAAUUGUGAUAAUGAACCUAUAGGUGAGAUUUAUUAUAUGGGAAUAAUUGAUUGUUUAACACCUUAUUCAUGUAAAAAGAAAUUGGAAACUUUAAUUCGAUCAAUUGGUCAUAAAAGAAAUGAAAUUCUGGCAAUACCUGCAAAAGAAUAUGGAGAUAGAUUUGUUAAAUUUAUUAAAGAUGGGACAUCAAAUACUAAGAGGAAAAUUGGUUAA